This is a messenger RNA of Drosophila gunungcola (fruit fly), 1325 nucleotides long. It is a transcript of the gene mRpS31, whose product is annotated as 28S ribosomal protein S31, mitochondrial. Gene Ontology annotation, cellular component: mitochondrial small ribosomal subunit. Gene Ontology annotation, molecular function: structural constituent of ribosome. The record is from RefSeq and is a predicted model, not a curated record. The coding region runs from base 123 to 1271 and encodes 382 amino acids. NCBI's taxonomy places the organism in Eukaryota, Metazoa, Arthropoda, Insecta, Diptera, Drosophilidae. The transcript is spliced from 3 exons.
ACUAGCUAAAUGACAGCCAGUAAUAUUUGCAGAAAUCUGGCAACGCUCUGCGGGAUUGUUGUUACGCGAGCGAUUUUUGUGGUUUUUAUUUCUAGUUAAAUUAAUCAAAGAAAUUGACUAGAAUGUUAGCUCUACGCAGCGCCCAGAGGUUGAGCUUACGUUCCCUCCUGCCGGCUGCCUACAAAAACGUGGGAUUGGUCAGCUACUCAUCCUCGCAGUCGAAAAACGACGAUGGAUACUCCUCCUCGGACGACGAGAAGCCGAGGAAGAAGAAGGACAAGCCCGUGGAGAUGAGUGAUAAGCCCCCGGAGACUGCGGCUCAGCGUUUGAACCGAUUGCUAGGCACCAUGCAGGCCACAGACCAGCUCUCUGCAUCCGAUUUCCCACGUCCUGGCGAUGCAAACCGGAAACGUAGGGAGGUCCAAAAACAGGAGAUCGCCUCCAAGAAUGUCCUGACCGCGGCGAAGAACAUUGCCAGCAUGCUGGGCACCAGCGAGAGCGACAAGAAGCAGACGGAGUCCGAGCUGCUGGCCAAACUCCUGGGUCAUGGCAGCGAAUCCUCUCCAGCAGCGCAGGGGGAAAAUCAGGCGACAGAUGCCUCAACAGCUCCUGCUGGCGAUAAGGAACUUAAUCUGAGCGAACUGAUUGUGGGCAUGAAGAUCGAUCGUCGCCAGCAGCCGCCGCAGGAGCAGACCCGCGGAGAGUACGUGCGUCGCUCGUUGGCUUCCAGGUCCAAGUCACAGGGCAGGGAUGGUUACCAUCAGCGGCCACAGAGGCCCAUUAAACGGGAGGCUGAAUCCUUUACGGGCAGCGUAAAUCUUUAUGGCGGAGAACCGUUGGGCAUCUUCGAGGAUACCCAGAUUCCCAGUUCUAACGACAUCCUUUCCACUUGGUCGCAGCUCAGCGAGCGAGAGCUGAGCCUCCAGGCCGCCCAUCCGCCGGCGAACUACUUCGAACAGAUGGUCCUGUGGACAGAAGAGAGCAAAGUGUGGCGUUUUCCCAUCAACAACGAACAGGAUUGGGUGGACGAGGUGAACGUGGACUUCUCGGAGCACAUCUUCCUCGAACAGCAUCUGGAGGAGUGGUGUCCCAGCAAGGGCCCCAUCCGCCAUUUCAUGGAGCUCGUCUGCGUCGGCCUGUCCAAGAACCCCUACGUGACCGCCCAGGAGAAGAAGGAUCACAUCCUGUGGUUUCGCGACUAUUUCGCAGCCAAGAAGGACAUUCUCAGGGACCUGAUUAGCAAGGAGCCGGGCAAAAGUAUUUCCGCUUAAUGUCUUUGUUUGAAUAUUUGUUAAAAAUAUAUUUUUGCUUUAUAAGACCAUCGA